Messenger RNA from Paramuricea clavata, 2939 nucleotides. The record is from the annotation of a GenBank genome assembly. Lineage: Eukaryota; Metazoa; Cnidaria; Anthozoa; Malacalcyonacea; Plexauridae.
AUGAAUCCGCCAAAACUCAAUUUCACUCUCAAAACAGAGAGUGACUUUAAUAACAAACCACAUGACUGGUCAAGUGCCGAGAUUCAGUCACAACUACCGACAUAUAUUCUGCUAAUAACAGCAAAUGAUCAUGAAUUCAAUGCUUGCUAUUCAUACAUGACACAUGUCGAACGAGGUUAUUGUGAAGAGCUACAUAGAUGUGUAUAUUUUGGUCAAUUUGGCGAUAAGGGUGAUCAGAAUGUGAAAGUUGCAUUGCUGAAAUGUCAACUGGGAUCGGAUGAGGGUCGGUUAGCUCUGAAAGAUGCUGCUGAAAUUUUAAAGCCAAAAAAAGUCUUUUUUGUCGGUACCUGUGCAAGCAAGAAACCUAAGAAGACAAAACUUGGCGAUGUUGUCGUUUCCGCAAAGUUGGGGACUUAUGAUAGAAAAGUUAUGCCAGAUGGCACAGUGAAUUAUCGCGGUGCAAAAGUGAAUGAAACCAUGGCUCGUCUUAUUCUGCAUGCAGCUGAUGGUUGGAAACCACCGUUAAAAGACCAGAGUAGCUUAAAAGUCAAAGUUUAUCGUGACGCUGUGGUGCUAGAUGGUUCAGAUUUAGUCAAUAGCUGUGAAAGACAACAAGAUUUAGUGGAUUAUUUUCCAGAUGCGUUUGGUCUUGAAAUGAAGGGUGCAGGUAGGCAUUCAAACGAUAGGGCAGCUCAAUUCUUGGUUUGCAAUUGAUGAUCGUAGAAUACCCCACGAAGGGCCUUCGCUCGAAACGUCGAGUUUCCGCUAGUUUUUUUUCAGGUAGCAAUAUAACCACUUAAGCCUGGUUCACAUAUAUGCCUGCGACGUACCGACGACGAUACCGAUGCUAGCUUUAAAACGUAAAUUAUGUGAACAUUUGUCGCCGAUUGCCGCCAGUGCCUCAGUUACAUCGGCGGUAGGCCGGGAAAGUUGACUUGAGUUCAACUUUGCCGGUAUUUCGGCGGCAAGUAGAAGCAUGAUGAUACAGUCGCAGGCAUAUGUGAAACAGGCUUUAGGAAAGCAUUUUCGGCCAUGUUGGAGGAAAACUAACAAAAGAAUUCAUUAACAGCUAUUGUAUUUGGAGCGUGUUUUCCUCCAAGAUGGCCGCCAUGUCUUUGUCUUGUAAAUCUCAAGGGAUUGAUUGCAGACCAUCAAUAGCUAGGCGUGUGCAUAUACUAUUAAGUUGUAUUUGUUCCUAAGAUUGACAAGUAAAAAGGAAGGUUUUUAAUAGAUUAAAUAAACCAAAUGUUAACUACCAAAAGUAUGUGAGUACAAAGCUUUCACUUGUACAAAUAUUGUAUUUAUAAACAUUCGGAGUAAAAUCGAUAAAGAAAAAUGCUAUAUUUGAUGCAAAACUAUGAAGCUGUUUUUGUAUCAUAAUUAUUAUUUGGUGUGCAAGUGUAUUUCAAAAUUAUUACCACUCUGGCAAAAACCAAAUCACAACCAAUUAAAGUACAUCUAUAUAGCAUAUCAUCUUCUCUAUUAUUUAUACUGUGCUAUUGAUGACUCGGUAAUGUUGGACCUGCACAACAUAUUCUCUGUGUCAUCCAUGAAAUUUUGCUCAUUACUUUGGUUAUCAGGAGGUUAUCAAUGGUUAUGCUCUCAUUAAUUAUUUAUAAUGUCUAAUAGAUUGAUGGUUAUUGGUUAUGUCCCCAGGGUCUGAAAUUUGAUUUUUUUUAAGUAUCCACAUGGAUACCAAGGUUUUAAAAUUUGCUAUCCCUCCCGAUAAUCCAGUAUCCCAAAUCUGGAUACUUAACUAGUUGGCUUUUCGUAUUCCCGGGCCAGACCCAACAUCACUCUAAGACUUACUCUUGGUCAAGCAUUUUCAUCCAUCGCAUUUUAUGUCUAAUAUACUAGAAUCCUAAAAGGAACUUAUACUGUUCAAUUUCUUAACAGUUAACAGGGUUAUUUAAUUAUAAAUUAAAGUCUAAGUGUCAGCUUCUCUGAUAUUUAAUGCUAUCAGUAUGCACUCAAAUGGGAACUACAGUGUCAUUAUUAUCACCAUUGGCUGUAUCAUCAUCAAGACCAUUGCCUGUAUCAUCAUCAGGAGUUUUGGUGGUUUUAAUUAUAUAUUAUAACAUAAUAUCACAAGAAAGCAUGGAUUAUUUAUGAGUAUUUUACUUCAUGACAGCAAGCAAAAAAAAUGUAUUUCGACUUUGCUAACUAUCAACCUUCAAAUUUCCUUACAAUCUUCUUGACUUCAAAAAAAUUCUUUUCAAUGAAAUCUGGACAGUUGUUUCAAUGAUGAAUGUGGCGAAAAGGCUCCUGAUGAAUAUAGAACUCUUGUAAAUUAUGUGUCUCUUAACGUUUAUGAAUAUAUCGAAGACUGCAAGGACUAUAAAUCGGCCAUUCGCGUACUAGAACAACUAUUUGUCAAGACACCAAAUGAAAUAUUUGCUAGACAUUUGCUGGCAACAAGACGGCAGAAAUCCGGCGAGACUCUUACUGAAUUUCUCCAAGAACUUCGAAAACUUAGCAAAGAUUGUAACCUUAAGAACGUAACUGCUGAACAGUAUCGUGAGGAAUUGGUUCGUGAUUCCUUUAUUAAUGGCCUCUUAUCACCUUUGAUUCGCCAACGGCUCCUAGAAAAUAAACAGCUCGACCUUCAAACUGCUUUUGACCAAGCAAAUGCCUUGGACUUGGCUCAAAAGAAUUCUGAAGCAUAUAGGAUGCCUGAAAUACCUACAACUGCAGCAGUCUCCUCCCCUCCGACAGAUGAGGUUGCUGGAGCUCAUGCCUUAGAUUAUGAUUCUCUAGCAGCUACAUUCACAUCGAAGAAAUGCUACUUUUGUGGUGAUAAUCUCCACAACAGAAGAAGUUGUCCAGCCCGGAAUUCUAAUUGUAACAACUGUGGAAAGAAAGGACAUUAUGCUAAAGUUUGCAAGUCAAAGGCGCCUUCAAUUACCACUGCUUCUAUGUUCACGCCUACUCUUUGUUGA